Molecule: messenger RNA, 2766 nt
Organism: Acytostelium subglobosum LB1
Lineage: Eukaryota; Evosea; Eumycetozoa; Acytosteliales; Acytosteliaceae
Exons: 3
Coding region: 1-2766 (921 amino acids)
Biological process (GO): endocytosis; clathrin coat assembly; actin filament organization
Cellular component (GO): clathrin-coated vesicle; actin cortical patch
Molecular function (GO): clathrin-cargo adaptor activity; actin filament binding; phosphatidylinositol-3,4-bisphosphate binding
Source: RefSeq, a predicted model, not a curated record
AUGUCGGUGCUAGAAAUCAUUGUGCACAAGGCCACAAACUCAAAGGUCACUGCACCAAAGAGAAAGCAUGUUAGAUCCAUUGUAUUAGAAUGUCACAAUGAGAACAGCGCUAGAUCAUUCUUACAUGAACUUUAUAAACGUCCUUUGGACACGAAUGAGGUCGUAUGCUACAAGGCUAUAAUUACAAUUCACAAGGUCGUGCAGGAGGGACCAAAGAACGUGCUGAGCGACGUAUCGCACAAGAUCUCGUGGUUUGAGAAUCUCAGACAGCACUGGCGACGACAUCACGACAAGGCAGGCUUUGCCAACCUUGUCGGAGAGUACUGCACCUUUAUGAUCGACAAGAUCCGCUUCCAUCAGGCACAUCCCGAGUUUGAUGGCGGUCUCACAAUGGACGGCUACCAAAAGAACCACAAGUUUGAGGACGUCGAGAUUGAUCGCGGUCUGCAGACCGUCAGCCAUCUCAUGGACAUGCUGGACGCCGUGUUCCGCAUGCAGAAUGCCGUUGUCGAUGCUGCUCCCUACAACGAUUGCAAGACAGCAUCAUUCAUUCCCCUUGUCAUGGAGUCAUACGCCAUCUACCUACUCGUUGUCCAAUUCCUUACAAGUCUCGUAGACAUAACUGACAACAUGGAAGUUAUUGACUUUGCCAUUCAAAGGUUCUACGUACAGUAUCAGACUUUGAGGAACUUCUACAUCAAUGCCAACGCUGUGAACAGUGUGUCUAGUGUUAUUGCCGUACCAAACUUGCCACCAGACCCUCCCAAGUUUGUCAGAAGACGCAGAGAGACACCAAAGCAGAGAGUCAUGCCACAGCCGUCGCCACCACCCGUCAAGGCUCCUCCACCCCCACAGCCAGAGAUCACACAGAUCCCCGUGCCCGUGCCCACGCCCGUGUUCAUCCGCCAGACUGUUCCAGUGGUCUACGGCAACCCAUUCAUGCAGCAACAGGACAACACAACAUGGGGACAGUACAACAACGCUGGCGCUGGUGCUCCCAUGUACAACCCAAUGCCCGCACCUAUGCCCAUGCCUCAGCCACCUCCUCCAAUCAUGCACGACCCCACGCCACUUCCACCUCCCCCAUCGUCACAAUGGGUAACAUUCGACGAGGAGGCCAACAGACAGCGCUCAAACAGCACACCCGUCCCCGUCGAGAAGACAGCAUCGCUGGACAAGAACACAUCGCCAGUGCCCUCGACCGCCACAUCAGGUGGUGCCGAGAAGACACGUGUCAUCACCAAGAUCAUCACCAAGACCGUCAGCAACACAGCCGAGCUGAACGCUCUGCGCGCACGCAUUGAGGAGCUCGAGCGUCUGCUGGCCGAGGAGCAGGACAAGAACAGACAGCUGCAGAUGAAGCUGUCGGAGCGCGAGGCAAUGAUCCAGGAAGUUACAAACGCCAGGAAGCGUGUUGCAGAGAUCUCUGAGAGCAACGACAAGUACACGGCCGAGGUGGUCAAGCAGAACGAUCAGCUGCGCGAGCAAUUCACCCAGCUGCGAGACUACUACGAGAAGCAGCGUGUCGAGCGCAUGGAGGCCGACUUCAACAAGGCCAGGAAGGACAUUGCCCUGUGCCUGUCGGCGCUGGACAACCCCAACAACCUGGGCAACCAGGAGGCCACCGAGCAGAUGCUCAUCACCGACCUGAUCCACCACAUGGGCCAGGCCACCAACCUGAUGAACAUGUGCUACAUGGAGGGCGAGAUCCCAGAGAUGAGCAUCUUUGGCGCCGUGGGUGGCGUGAGCGACUCACUCAAGAACCUCUUCUUUGACGCCAAGGGAGUAUCUAGACUUAUCAACAACCAGGGCGAUCAGAGCCGCUUCCUUGACGCAGCGCGCAAGAUUGGAGCACUCACACAGAACUUGUUUGACUCUGUCAGACAUCAGGGCGGCCAAUGCCAGGACGAGGAGGACCGCAAGAGAAUCGCCUCCAACAUCAAGGAGCUGCAGCAGGGCACAGCAUCAUUGGAGCACAUUGCCAGACAUGCUCUGUCGCAGGCCACCGAGGAGAGACCAUACGUCGACGAGAAUGGUUUCGACCUCGAUGACUUGGCUGAGCGUGAGCUGAUGGCCGCCGCCAAGACCAUUGAGGACGCCGCCAAGUCCCUUCUGGCUGCCAAGAGCAGACGUCCACCAAAGAAGGAGGGCGACAUGCCAGAUGUUGCAGAGGCCAUCAUUGAGGCCGCCAUGGCCAUUACAUCUGCCACGAGCACUCUGGUCGGCGCAGCAACAACUGCCCAGAAGGAGCGUGUCGAGAAGGGCAGAGCCGGUCACGACGGACCAUUGUACAGAAAGGACCCAACCUGGGCCGAGGGACUGAUCUCGGCCGCCAAGAGUGUAGCUGCAGCCACCAAACAACUGGUGGAGACCGCCAACAAGGCAGCAAAUGGACAAGAUAUUGCAGGAGGCACGGAGGAGGCACUCAUUGCCUCUUCCAAGCAGGUGACAGCGGCCACAUCACAGUUGGUCUCUGCAUGCAAGUCCAAGUCAGACAUCAACUCACCAUCGCAACACAAGCUCAGCAACUGUGCCAAGAGUGUGCAGAAUGCCACCAAUCUGUUGGUGGCCGCGGCCAAGGCCGUGUCCAUGAUGGUUGGCGACGAGGAGGUUGACUUUGGCAAGAUGACCGUCACCGGAUACAAGGUCAAGGAGAUGGAGCAACAAAUGGCCAUUCUCCGUCUGGAGAAGGAGUUGGAGUUUGCUCGCAAGGGUCUUAGCACUCUAAAGAAGCAACAGUAUAAUGUAACUGAACAACAAGUAUAA